AUGGGUCCCUGGCUCCCUAGAGGCUCCUGUGUGGCAGCUGUGGUCCUGACCCUGAUGGCCCUGAGCCCUCCUGUGACUUUGGUCAGGGACCCCCGACCGCGGUUCUUGCAACAAUCUAAAUACGAGUGUCAUUUCUACAACGGGACGCAGCGCGUGCAGCUUCUGGAGAGACACUUCUACAACGGGGAGGAGUUCGCGUUCUAUGACAGUGACACGGGUGAGUACCGCGCGGUGAGCGAGCUGGGGCGGCAGGACACCGAGGACUGGAACAGCCGUAAGGAGCUCCUGGAGCAGAGACGGGCCGCGGUGGACACGUACUGCAGACACAACUACAGGAUUGGAGAGACCUUCACUGUGCAGCGGAGAG
Molecule: messenger RNA, 367 nt
Organism: Cricetulus griseus (Chinese hamster)
Lineage: Eukaryota; Metazoa; Chordata; Mammalia; Rodentia; Cricetidae
Source: RefSeq, a predicted model, not a curated record